Molecule: messenger RNA, 951 nt
Organism: Malaclemys terrapin pileata
Lineage: Eukaryota; Metazoa; Chordata; Testudines; Emydidae
Product: glycosyltransferase family 92 protein F13G3.3-like
Source: RefSeq, a predicted model, not a curated record
AUGUCAAUGAGAGAGAAGAGGAAAUUGAAGUGGGUAAGUGCCUUGUUUGGAACCCCAAAUUGUGAUCCAAACUUUGUAUCCAUCAAUUGGGCCCGUAAAGGAAAUAUUGACCAACUACCAAGGUUUGAAAUAAAAAAACGCAAAGUUGAGACAUUUCCCGUUGAAUUCACUGUGUGUAUCUCUACCAUGUUUGGAAAUUACAAUAAUGUCUUACAAUUUAUACAGAGCAUGGAGAUGUAUAAAAUUCUUGGGGUACAGAAAGUGAUGAUUUAUAAAAACAGCUGCAGCCAAUUGAUGGAGAAAGUCUUGAAGUUUUAUAUUGCAGACAGAACUGUCGAGAUAAUUCCCUGGCCAAUUACUUCAUAUCUCAAAGUGUCUCCUAGAUGGAAAUUUAUGGAGGAUGGAACACAUAUUGGCUACUACCGACAAAUCACAGCUCUAAAUGACUGUAUUUACCGCAACAUGUACAGGAGCAAGUUUGUGCUUCUUAAUGAUAUUGAUGAAAUUAUUUUGCCCAUUAAACAUCCACACUGGAAAAUUAUGAUGAGCAGCUUUCAGGAGCAAAAUCCAGGGGCUGGGAUUUUCCUCUUUGAGAACCACAUAUUUCCAAAAACUAUAUAUGCGUCUACUGACAUAUUCAACAUUACAUCCUGGAAUGCUGUGCCUGGAGUUAACAUCCUGCAGCAUAUUCACAGAGAGCCUGACAGAAAAAAUGUAACUAAUCCUAAAAAAAUGAUAGUUAAUCCAAGGAAAGUGGUUCAGACUUCAGUCCACUUUGUCCUAUGUGUCUAUGGAGACAGUGUGAAUGUUCCCAUUGACGUUGCCCUAGUUUAUCAUUGCCUUCAAGGAAAGCUUCCUAGAGAAUCCCUGAUUAGGGAUACAACACUCUGGAGAUACAACUCAUCAUUAAUCGUGAAUGUUAACGAAGUGCGACAGAAAACAGUGUUGUAA